CGUGGUGCCCAUCUGUAGCGUCGCGUAAAGCUAAACGAAUGAAAUAAAAUUCCCUCCAGGAACUGGCGGGCUACUUAAGGAAACGGCCGGCGCUUCUUGGUCACUCAUCGCCCAGCCUUCCUUCCCCUAAGGCAGCAGCAGCUCCUGGAGUACCCUGCAGCCCUCUCUCACCCUCGUCGGACGGCCACCAUAACAGGGAAUAAGAUUACAAGAAACUAACUUAUUCUACCGCACCACGCCAACUCCUCUAGCUGAGCCCCGAGGAAGGCCGCGAUUCCUUUGUACAGACGCAGCAAGGCCCUGAAGCGUGACACCGCACCUCUUACGCCCGGAGGACAGCAAGCAUUUCUUACACCCUUGGGAAAGACUCAAGUCACUCCUAUACAGGAAAAUGAACCCAUACGUUAAUAAUUUCCUCGACGACGCUCCCGCUGCACACCCGACACUCAUCAACAACCCCCCCAAGCACAACACCGGCAGCCACUUCGGAGGUGCCGCGGCCCUGGACCCCUGGACCUCCCGUCACAACACUCCGCAGCUUCUCAUGAACCAUGAAAAUUUCCACCAACACAAUCCCGGCAGCCACUUCGGAGGUGCCGCGGCCCUGGACCCUUGCACCUCCCAUCCCAACACGCCGCAGAACCUCCAGAAGCAGCUGGACUACGUGAGUACCUGGGGGCUGGACACCAUCCGGCAGGUGGCCACGGACAUCUAUAACAAUCCAGACCUGGCGUUCUUUGACCUUCAAGACCGGAGCGUCUCCGGCCCCUCGGAAACUACACCUCCACCGGCGUGUGGAUGGAACGACGGCGAAUAUAACUACGAGGAAGAGACGGAUGUGUAUGGAAGCACAAACCACGCUUCCCCGCCUGCUGGGGGCGAAAGUUCUCGCCGCCGCAAGGUGAAGAUGCACGAAUGGCCGCCCCAGUCAGACCCAAAGCUGGAGAAGCGGCGGCUGCGGGCUCUGCGGGAGUUUUUGAAGCGCCGAAGAGAGCAUCAGGAGGAAGCGCAGCUCCAGAACGAAUAUGACGACAUUAUGCGGGAGGCAAGAGAACUGGCCCCCGAGGCAGAACGGCUACGACAACGAAUACAGAUGCUGGAGCUGUCCGCGGCUCAGCAAGGCCACGCCGGCGGCUGCUGAACAUCUGAGUGCUGACCUCGGUUACCUCGGAGCCAAAGAUUCCCGCCACCCUCCGCUGGCCGUCCUGAUACUGAAGUCAAUGUUUUGCCAGAGAAUAUGUGAAGCAGUGUAAUUGUGUAAUCGUCAUUAUUUAUUAACAUGUCUGGUGAAUGAAUGCAGUGUCUUGGUACCCUAGCAGCGGAGGCCUUUUACUUAGUGUGAUUUUAUCCCCGCAGAUGGCAGCAGCGGGGUUGUAGGGUUCUUAGAUGUACGAUAAUUAUGCCAAAAUACGAUAAUAAAAUCAGCUUUAGAAACGCACAUUUUUUC
This is a messenger RNA of Eriocheir sinensis (Chinese mitten crab), 1447 nucleotides long. RefSeq lists its product as uncharacterized. The record is from RefSeq and is a predicted model, not a curated record. Bases 392 to 1141 code for a protein of 249 amino acids. The transcript has a single exon. NCBI's taxonomy places the organism in Eukaryota, Metazoa, Arthropoda, Malacostraca, Decapoda, Varunidae.